Molecule: messenger RNA, 1329 nt
Organism: Helianthus annuus (common sunflower)
Lineage: Eukaryota; Viridiplantae; Streptophyta; Magnoliopsida; Asterales; Asteraceae
Product: probable aspartic proteinase GIP2
Exons: 1
Coding region: 1-1329 (442 amino acids)
Biological process (GO): proteolysis
Molecular function (GO): aspartic-type endopeptidase activity
Source: RefSeq, a predicted model, not a curated record
AUGGCAUCUUCUCAAACCCUCACCACACUCUUCAUCUUUUCACUUCUAACUAUUUCAUAUGCUGCAACAGAUCCAUUCAAACUAACCAAACAAACCAACAUUCACUUCCCCAUUCGAAAAAACCAAACAAGCCUUCAAUACUACACCACUUUUGAGGCUGGAAAUCCGCAAUCACGUACCAAGGUCGAUGCAUUAAUCGACCUUGGAGCGCAAACAGUAUUUUUCGACUGCCAACCCUACGUCUCGUCCUCUUACAAGCGAGCAGCUUGCCGCUCAAACCGAUGCAAGAAAGCCUUGGGAUCAGUCUGUCUCUGGUGCAACUCAACUCCUAGACCAGGCUGCUUCAACAACUCAUGUGGUGUAAACGCUUUCAACCCGUUAACUGGAGCCUUUGCCGAGCUAGAACUUGGCGAAGAUACCGUUAGAGUAACAUCGUCAGAUGGACACUCUAUUCGCCUUAACUACGACGUUCCCAAAUUCCAAUUCUUGUGUGCGUACUUGUACGUUAACGUUUUAUAUGACUUACCAGGUUCCAACACAGCUAAAGGGUUGGUUGGUCUUGCAAGAACACAAGUCUCAUUAGUUUCCCAAAUCUCAUCUCUGUUCAGUGUAGCUAAAAAGUUUGCCCUUUGUAUACCCUCUGAUAAAGGAUUAGGCGACAUAUUUAUCGGUGGAGGACCAUAUUAUAUGCCUCCUCGCACUGAAGAUCAAUCUUUAAACCUUUCAAGCACCCUGCUCGUUAUCAAUCCGGUCAGGACCUCACCGGUUUCCGCCUAUGGAGAAGCGUCUGAUGACUACUUUAUUAAUGUUAAAACCAUUGAGAUCGACGGCAAACGUGUAUCUUUUAACUCUUCUCUGCUAUCCAUUGAUAGUAAUGGAGUUGGGGGGACAAUGAUCAGCACUGUAGUACCAUACACCACUUUGCACUCGAGUAUAUACGAACCUUUGGUUAAGGAUUUUGUUAAGGUAGCUGCAGUGGAUGGUAUCAAAAGGGUGGCAUCUGUGGCACCAUUUGGAGCCUGCUUUGAUGCCAAGACUGCUCCCAAGACGAUAGCCGGCCCUGCGGUUCCCGAUAUCGAUCUGGUUUUGGAGGGGAAAACUAUAGUAAGGUUUAAAAUGUAUGGUUCUAACACAAUGGUGGAAGCUAAGAAGAAUGUGAUAUGUCUUGCUUUUGUUGAUGGAGGAGCUGAGCCAAGAACAUCAAUUGUUUUAGGUGGGCAUCAGUUGGAGAACCGAGUGCUAGAGUUUGAUUUAGCUGCAUCAAAACUGGGGUUCACUAAUUCUCUCCUGAUCUUGAACACAACCUGCUCUCAGCACAGGCAAUCUUAA